CCAAGCAUACUCCUUCGCUCUCCCCACAAGACCAAGCCAGUUUAAUCUCUUACAGGUAGUCUGACAAGAUACUGUCCCUCCGGCAAAUGUUGUUCACACGCCGUCAUUAAUGCUGGUAUUAGGCUUGCUCCUCCACGUAGCCUUCGUUUUGCUUAGAGAAGCAAGGACCGAAGACCGCCUGUGAAGGAAUCAAACCCUGUAAUCUUAAGGUUUCGAAAUUGCUGACCAGCGCGUGGGCCUCACUAUCCAAUCCAGCAUCUUGAUCGACAUCGUAUUCCUAGUUAUUCUCACUCACAGUUGUUCUGUUCCGUUCCCAUCACCAUAUAUGACGAAAGCCUUCAAACAGCUGUACUACGAUGUCGGAAGUCGAACAAGCCCCCAUGGACGUCGAUAAGGAUGCCGCGACACUCAAAGCGCUUGCUCAAGCGAACACGGAAGCCGAGCAUUCGAUGAGCCUUCGAGAUGCACUUCGAUUAUACCCCAAGUCUGUUCUGUAUUGUGUGGUCCUGAGUAUGGCUAUUAUCAUGGAAGGCUAUCAAAUCGGACUGGUACCAUCCCUCUUCGCCCAGCCAGCAUUCCAACGGAAAUACGGGCGCCCUCGCUCCGACGGCUCAUACCAACUCGACAACAGGUAUCAAUCAGCCCUAACUGCUGCUCUUCAAGCAGGUUCAAUCUGUGGCUAUUGGCUCAGCGGUCUGCUCAUUGAAAAGAUUGGUUACAAGAGAACGAUGCAAGGCGCCCUACUGUCAAUCACCUGCUUCAUCUUCAUCGUCUUCUUCGCGCCAUCGAUCGUUCUCCUUGUCGUUGGCGAAGGUCUUCUCGGCAUCCCAUGGGGCAUCAUCCAAACACUGACAACUACCUAUGCCGCUGAAGUGAGCCCAGUUGCUCUCAGGGCGUAUCUGACUUCGUAUGUAAAUCUAUGCUGGGUAAUUGGAGGAUUCAUCUCUACAGGCGUCUUGCGUGGAACUGUCAACAUGGCAGAUCAAUGGGCGUACCGCAUUCCGUUCGCUUUACAGUGGAUUUGGCCUGUUCCCAUCAUUAUUGGCGUCAAUUUUGCACCCGAAAGUCCGUGGUGGCUCGUUCGCAAGAAUAGAAUCAAGGACGCGCGAAAGGCUCUCGUUGAUCUCUCCUCGGCAAGGAAUCUGGAACACGAUGUCGACAGUGUUCUAGCUAUGAUCCGUCAUACCGUCAGCCAGGAAGAGCAUGUUGAGCAGGGGGCUAGAUACCGCGACUGUCUGCGAGGAUCUGCUCUGCGUCGAACAGAGAUCACCUGUGUCGCCGGCGCUGUUCCGUUCCUUGCAGGCACUGGUUUCACAGGUCAGGCAGUUUAUUUUCUAUCUGUCGCAGGCUUGAGCUCUGAUAAUGCCUACAACCUUGGUCUAGGCCAGAAUGCACUUGCGUUCAUUGGUGUCCUCACAUCAUGGGCGCUGAUGCAUCGCUUUGGGCGUCGCACUCUCUAUCUUUGGGGUCUCACAUUUACCUGCAUCAUCCUGCUACUUGUAGGCAUUCUUGGCAGCGUUCCGAGCGGCAGCAACAAGGGCCCGGUCUGGGCAACAGGGGCACUGAUGAUGGUAUACAUGUUCGUGUACACUGCAUGUCUAGGUCCGGUCGCGUACACUAUCGUGGGUGAGACACCAUCCUCGCAACACCGCAACAAGACGGUUGCAAUCGCUCGAAUCUUCUUAAACCUCUUAAAUUUUGGCGGCUCCUGGUUGAAUCCGGCCAUUAUCAAUCCCACUGCAUGGAGUCUUGGGGGAAAAGGUGGAUUCAUCUGGUUCGGAAUUGCUCUUGCCACACUUGUCUGGACGUUCUUCAGAUUCCCUGAGAUGAGGGGUCGCACCUACGGCGAAAUAGACAACCUCUUCCAACGCGAGAUUCCGGCGAGACAAUUCGCAGACACGUCUGCACAUGUAGCAGCUGUAGACUAGUGGAGGCAUAGCGCUACGCACCACUAUGUGCAAUCGGGCCGGGCAUGUAUAUUCGAUAUAUUCAAGACGAAUGAAUGGGCAACAGGUACUCAUGCUUGAUGGAUCCUGCAAGAAUGGCGUGAUUGAGUCGCGAUGUCCUGUCGUGCAAUGUUUCAUUGAAUUCAUCGUUUGCAAA
Messenger RNA from Boeremia exigua, 2103 nucleotides. RefSeq names its product putative maltose permease. Gene Ontology annotation, molecular function: carbohydrate:proton symporter activity. Gene Ontology annotation, cellular component: membrane. The record is from RefSeq and is a predicted model, not a curated record. Gene Ontology annotation, biological process: carbohydrate transport; transmembrane transport. Bases 357 to 1928 code for a protein of 523 amino acids. The transcript is spliced from 3 exons. Lineage: Eukaryota; Fungi; Ascomycota; Dothideomycetes; Pleosporales; Didymellaceae.